This is a messenger RNA of Neofelis nebulosa (Clouded leopard), 2674 nucleotides long. RefSeq names its product C-type lectin domain family 2 member A-like. Lineage: Eukaryota; Metazoa; Chordata; Mammalia; Carnivora; Felidae. The transcript is spliced from 5 exons. Bases 100 to 687 code for a protein of 195 amino acids. The record is from RefSeq and is a predicted model, not a curated record.
UUCGUAUUGCUGACACUAAAUCCAACCGGCGGGCGGAGAUCUGGAAUCCUGGGCAUUCCCUACGACCAAUCUGUAUCGUUCCUUUGCUGAAAAAGAAACAUGGACGAUGGACUAUCGCUGGGGAAUUCAGAUUUCCAGUCUAAGGGAGACAUUAUCACUUUCAACCUUACCAACAAACCACAAGGACCCUCAAAAAGGAAUAAAGAGAGACUUUGUAUCUGUAAAGUUAUCACCAUUGUCAUGUUCUUUCUGAUGAUUUUGAUAACUACCCUGGCCACAAUUUUAGCAGUUGAAAAACACAAAUCUUCCGCUGAACGCGUGUCAUGCUUGGAUGGCUGGAUUGGUUACCUAGGAAAGUGCUUCUAUUUCUCCGAAAGUACAAGAACCUGGACAGCAAGCCAGAACUUCUGUGCCUCUCAUGCAGCCACUCUUGCUGUCUUCAACACCACUAAAGAACUGGAUUUCCUGAAGCGAUAUUCUGACCACUCUCAAUAUUGGAUUGGACUGAGUCGAGAAGCAGGACAGAGCUGGAAGUGGAUAGAUGGAACCAUAUACAGUGGUUGGUUUCAAGUCAUUGGAAUUGGAGAAUGUGCCUAUCUACACAAAACAGGGAUCAGAGGCUCCAGUACCCGCUUGGUUAGAAAAUGGAUUUGUAGCAAAUCAGACAUAUGCAUACCCAGAAGUUAAGACAUCAUGGAUCUAAGAUAUUUUACGUAAAAUAGUGUAAAAGGGAUAAUUUUUAUUCCUCUUGAAGGAAACAUAUUAUAUUAAUAUGAAAGUACAUGAGAUUCAUGUUUAGAAAUUUCCAUUGGUGUUUUACUCCGCGUCUCUAAAUCCAUGUUUAUAAAUCUUCUAGAGUCUUAGGAUUCAAGAAAUACAUGCCCCAACGUCCAUUCCCAAAUCUCACAGAAUAAAACUUCUGAUACGUAAUACAUUAAAUACGAAUGAAAAACUUAAAUGACAUUUUACGGUAUUUACUCCUAUGGAUUCAGAUUAAUGUCAUUUAAAGUGGCUUGUUUUUCUAAGAACUGUAAUAUUUUUGCCCUGCCUCCUUACUUUUAUUAUCGAUACUUGUUGUUGAUGUUCUUUUGGUUUUGCAAUAUGUAUGAGAGUCUCUCGUGAAUGUAGCGUUAUGGAAACACAAGCCUCGUGUUGAAAUGCGUUGAGUUACUAGCUAAACGAAUCGCUUUCAUGCGCCAACCCCACAGGCCAUCAUGUUCAGACCAUCAGGAUUUUGAGUAAAUAGUCUGAACUAGCACCUGUCUAGUACCGAAUGCCAGGAACCUAUUGUACAAUGGACAAUAUCAAUAGUAUAAAUUUGGGGAACAAAUGGGUGAAAGAGGUAUUUGAACUCUGCUGCUCAAGCCUCUAGUUGAGAAAACGACAAAUCAGGUUCUGUGGCAGAAUGUGUAACUUUUCAGAGAAUAUGACCUUCCCAGUUACUCAAGGUUAACCAGAUCUGUUUGUUAAAAAUGAUCCUUGCAUUAAAGUGAAAUCCAUGAUCUGCAUCUUAUGGGUGCGUAAUGUAUGCUCACUGCUAGAAAUGAAAACAGUUGUCAUAGAACACAGACUGGAGAACGGGACAAGUAAGAACUUAGGAAAAUAGCAGUGGGGUCUCAUUCUUGUAUCUUUUCCAAGCCAGGCCAAAGUUUCCAUGUUUUCAUCCCCUCUCUGCACCCUCAUUUUCACUUCCUUUUCCUCCCUGUACUUCCCUCUCUCCUAUUCUUCAGAAAAUCAGAGAUGGGACAGAUGAACCUUUCACGUUUAAUUAUCAAACAGUAGAAGAAGUGCACAAACAAAUGUAUGUCUUGUAUGGAAAGGUUCAGCGGCAACAGAAGGAAGUGCAUGCCCAAAGCCGAGAAGGAGGCUCCCAGUGAAAUCAUUAUGGGGGAAAUAUUGUUUGUUUUUUAAUUUUUUUUAAAUAUUUGUUUAUUUUUGAGAAACAGAGUGAGACAAAGCGUGAGCAGGGGAGGGGCAGAGAGAGAAGGAGACACAGAAUCUGAAGCGGGCUCCAGGCUCUGAGCAAGCCGUUGAAUGCACAGUUCUGGAACUCAUGAGCAAGUCUGGGCUGGAUACACGACAUGGACACGAGUAGAGCCCCCAGAGGUCCGAGGGAAUAUGUUGACCUGACGAAAGUAGAAAAGCCCUUCGUAGCAAAGAGUCAUUGCUUGCCUAAUGAGAAAAUAAUUUUCUUUUACAAAUGCUUGUUACUUGAUUUUUGUUUUAUUUUUUAGGUAGGCUGUAAAGCUAGAUUCCUUAGUCUUAGUCACAAAGCUGAAUCUGUGCCCAUACGAGCACUAAUAGAACAAUAGUAUAAUUUCAGACAAAUAAAUUAGUUCAUAUGUAUUUACAGAACUAUUAAAUGAGAGAAGUGCAUAGUUUUCAGAAGAUGAGAUGCCGAAACAUUUGGAGAUGGUUGGACUUGCAAAACUUCCAAUACUGGAUAGUGUCCAAGAUCACAUAGGGAAAUGUAAAAUGUUUCUUUGCCCUUUCAAGUUACAGUUUUAAAAAUGAGGGGAUCAUUGUAUCUAUAUAAUAAAGCAAAAAUGUCAAGAAUCCCUUUGUAUGACUCAUGGCUUUUAUGGCAUCCAAUGCUAUUGCAUACAGAUUUUAAAGUUGUCUGCCUCAAGUUUACUAAUUAAUACUGAAAUAAAGCUGUUCCUGUGAAAACAAA